GUGCUGCACUACGGCCCGGCCUGCCUCAGCCCCUGCGGAAAGCUCCCGGUGCUGCACAUCUUUGGGCAGCAGCCCCUGGACAUCGCACGUUGCAUAGAGGCCUUCCGGGAGCUCUACCCUGACCAGCAGAGCCAUGUGGUGGUGCUGAGCGAUGUGGUCUAUGCCCAUGCAAUGAGUGAGUGCUCUGCGUACCCCAAUAUCGUUUUCUCCAGGGUGAUGUGUGGGGACCCUCCUGGCCCUGCACCACCUGGGGAGGUGCGGCAGUUUGGUCGCCAGUUCCUGGUGGAGGCGCCGGGAGGGCUGCAGGACUGUGCCAUGUUCUAUGUGGGAGCUGAGGGCCUGACCCUCACCAGCUUCAUGCUGACCUGGAACUGCUGCCCCUUCAGUUCUUUUGACCCUGCCACUGGCUGGGGCGUGGCGGGCUACCUGGCUGUGCUGCAGCACCUCCGGGAGCUUCUGCGCCGGGCUGGCAAGCGCAGCUACACACUGGCCGUGGGGAAGCCGAACCCUGCCAAGCUGGCCAACUUCCUGGAGGUGGACAUCUUUGUCCUGGUGGCCUGUGCUCAGAACUCCCUGCUGGACUCCAGCGACUUCUACCGGCCUGUUGUGACCCCCUAUGAGCUGGAGCUGGCCUGUAACCCGGCCCGUGAAUGGACAGGGAACUACUUCACUGACUUCCGAGACCUGCUGCCAGGUGCCUGUGCGCACGUUGAGCCCCCACCAGCCAUCCCUGCAGCAGAGGCCACUCCUGACAUCUCGCUGAUCACAGGGGAGAUGCGUGCCACCCACCUCUGCGACCCCAUGGCCCCCCAGCUGCCCCCCAGCACCACCCUGGCCUGCAGGGACCAGACACGUGCCCUCAUGGAGAUCAGCCCUGCUGCCUCCUUUCUCGAGUCCCGCAGCUGGCGGGGCCUGGAGCAGCAGCUGGGGCAGACACCCAUCUCCAAGGCUGUGCAGGGCCGACGAGGGAUUGCCAUCGCCUACGAGGAUGAGGGGCGCAAAUAACCAGUUCGGUAGCAGCAUCAGCACCCAGCCAGGAGCAGGGGGCGUGCAGGGGCCCGGGUGUCACCUGUCACCAGGUGUCAGACCUGUGAGGGUGUCACGAGGAUCUGGACCUGCCACCAGUUGGCCCCGCGCUGGAUGCAGCCUUGGGUCAGUAGUACUGCGGUGGGAGAGUGGGAGUUGCAGGUGUGUUUGGGGAUGCCCGUGGCACCCUGGGGCUCAUGGCCAGGGCAGCAGCAGGGCCAGGAGAGGCACUUGGGCCAGACCUGGCCUCUGAGGGCUCCCCAAGUGCAGGGCAGCUUUGGCCCCACAAGGGAAAGGUUACAGCUUUGCGUGAGCUGACUGCCAGGACUCGAGGCU
Egretta garzetta (little egret) is the source of this 1362-nucleotide messenger RNA. RefSeq names its product diphthamide biosynthesis 2 (gene DPH2). Lineage: Eukaryota; Metazoa; Chordata; Aves; Pelecaniformes; Ardeidae. Gene Ontology annotation, molecular function: 2-(3-amino-3-carboxypropyl)histidine synthase activity. The record is from RefSeq and is a predicted model, not a curated record. The transcript is spliced from 4 exons. The annotation marks the transcript as partial. Gene Ontology annotation, biological process: protein histidyl modification to diphthamide.